CACCGGAUAUCCGGUGGGAAGGGAGGGUCCGGGGAGGGGUGUCGGAGCAGCUGCCCCGAGCUCUGCGUGGAAAGAGGAUUUAGGGCAGGGGGUCGCCAUGGUAAGAAUGGGGUGGGGAGGGGCUUGAAAUAUGGGGCUCAGCCGGAGGGGGAGGGAAGGCAGGGUCAGCAAUGGGGGCCCCCAAAUCCAGGGGUCCAGGGUGUUGGGUGUGGGGCGGGAAAGAGGUUGCUGGUGGAAGAAAUAAUGAUAAUUCCAAUUAUGCCAAUUUUCAAUAUUAGCAUUUGCUGCGAUGCUUCAAGGCCCUAGCGAUUGCCCUGCAAGGUAGGCCUCUGGUGUUGUGCUCAUGCUUCUCUCAGGGUCAGAAGCCCACGGCCCACGGCAAGCAGAAUGAGCAGCAGGGUUCUGUGGCCGCAUCCUGAAGCCGACCUUGCUAAGGCCAUUGGCAUAAAGGGUAAAGGUAAAGGGACCCCUGACCAUUAGGUCCAGUCGUAGCCGACUCUGGGGUUGCGGCGCUCAUCUCGCUUUACUGGCCGAGGGAGCCGGCGUACAGCUUCCGGGUCAUGUGGCCAGCAUGACUAAGCCGCUUCUGGCGAAUCAGAGCAGCGUACGGAAACGCUGUUUACCUUCCCGCCAGAGUGGUACCUAUUUAUCUACUUGCACUUUGACGUGCUUUCGAACUGCUAGGUGGGCAGGAGCAGGGGCCGAGCAACGGGAGGUCACUCCGUCGCGGGGAUUCGAACCGCUGACCUGAUCGGCAAGUCCUAGGCUCUGUGGUUUAACCCACAGCACCACCCACGUCCAGAGCUUUAAAUCACCUGGCGUGCUGCGCCAACCUUGCCAUAGCUCAGUGGUUUAGAGCGCCUGCCUUGCAAGCAGAAGGUCGACGGUUCAAUACCAGGUAGGGCUGGGAGAGGCUCCCUGCCUGAAAUCCCAGAGGACUACUGCCAGGCCAUUACAGAUAGGUAGCCGUGUUGGUCUGCCAUAGUCGAAACAAAAUAAUAAUAAAAAAAUACCUUCCAGUAGCACCUUAGAGACCAACUAAGUUUGUUUAUGGUAUGAGCUUUUGUGUGCAUGCACACUUCUUCAGAUGCACACGAAAGCUCAUACCAAUAACAAACUUAGUUGGUCUCUAAGGUGCUACUGGAAGGAUUUUUAUUUUGCCAGGCCGUUGUUCUCGUCAUUGGACUACAACUCCCAUCGUCCACAGAUAGAAGGGUGCCAUGGUUGGGGAUGAUGGGACCAAAGGUUGAGCAAAGGCUGGAGUGGGCAGUACAUGAGCAAGAUGGGGCACUGGUUCUUCUGACUUGGUAUAAGGCAGCUUUCUAUGAUCCUCUGCUCCAAAUGUGCAAGGGGUAUGUGGGUUGGGGAGAGAGAGUAUUUGUGGAGGAGAAGGCUUUGAAUGGUUGCUAGCCAUGGCGGCUAUGCGCUGCCUCCACUGUCAGAAGCAAGGAUUUGGUGGGAUAACAGUAAAGUUUUAAGCAGGCUUUCCCUGUGCUUGAUCCAGGCAUUUCUGAAAUAUUAACUGUACAUCUAUGGCUGUAUCAUUUAUAUUGUUUUCAUUGUUUCUAGAAAAUGUGCUUUACUUUUGCCUUUGGGGCUGCAAGGCAGUUUAUAAAUUUGCGAAAUAAAUAACAAUAAACCGGAAUCCUCCUCUUGAUGCGCAACUUGGAGAGUGUGCAUGGACUUAGUGGGAUUUUCCUAUUGGGAGGAGGGAUGUGCAAGUGCUGCCCAAAGUUGGAAAGUAGCUAGAAGAUGCCUACAGGAGAUGGUGGUAGUGCCCCAUUUGACUGGCACAUGCAGAGGAGGUGGUUGUUUUUCAGGGCAGAGAGCAGUCCAUGCUCAUAGAAGUUGCAUCUUUUCUUCUUCCUAUUCCCUUUCCCCCUGAUCACCAAGUGCUCUCUAGGAAACCCAGCAAGUGGAAUUAUCCAGAAAUGCCAAUAUUUCCACUGCAACAUAUUAUGGUUUGUAAUCCAGUGACUUGAGUGUAGUGCAUGGGUAGGCAACCUAAGGCCUGGGGGCCAGGGCCGGCCUAGUCGCCUUCUAAAUCUGGCCUGCGGACGGUCUGGGAAUCAGCCUGUUUUUACAUGAGAAGAAUGUGUCCUUUUAUUUAAAAAUGCAUCUCUGGGUUAUUUGUGGGGCCUGCCUGGUGUUUUUACAUGAGUAGAAGGAUGUUUACCUUCCCGCCACAGCAGUACCUAUUUAUCUAUUUGUACUGGCGUGCUUUUGAACUGCUAGGUUGGCAGAAGCUGGGACAGAUCAACAGGAGCUCAUUCCGUCGCGGGGAUUCAAACCAGGCUGACCCCUGGUGUAGUGCAUUGCAGACACAGUGGGUUCAAGAUUAUGGCGUGCCUUUAAUAGAAUCGUAGAGUUUUGGAGUUGGAAGGGUCCAACCCCCUGCAUUUUGAGGAACCUCAACUAAAGCAUCCAUGACAGAUGGCCAUCCGACCUCUGCUUAAAAACCUCCAUGGAAGGAGACUUCACAGUCUCCAGAGGGACUCUGUUCUUUUGUGGUUGGUCUGUCACAUAAAUCAAGGAAUCUUAGUCAGUUGUAAGAGGAUUAAACUGUUCUACAUUUGCCUAUGAAUAAGAUAAUAUUUCUGCAGGUAAAAAUAUACUUGUUUUAUCUUGGCGAAAACCAUUUUAGAAAAGGCGUUCUGUUAUUUUGCUUCCCAUCUGCACUUAAAUUAAAAACAAACUUUUUAGAAAAGCAAGUUGUGCUUCCUGAUACAAGCCAUCCAAACCUUUUGAUUUGCGAAAAGAGUGGUUGUGGUUUAUUAGCUAAAUAUUGCAACUCCCCCCGCCCUUCUUGGGUUCAGUAGAGUUUGUUACAACUUGUAUUCCUAUAAAGAGUUCCUUGUCAAACUCUUCUAGCUGGAUAUUGUGCAAAUCCUUUUUGGAAGUGGUCCACUUCAUUAGAGUGGGGUGGAGACUGGCCUCUUUCUGUGGCUUGGCUUGCUUGCUUGAGUUACCUGGAAUCUUCACAUUUCUUAAUGUGAGGUCUUUGCUUCGCUUCAGCUGUGGUGUGGAUGGAGCUGUGCUCCUAGCUUGUGGUGUGGCUUCAAAGUAGAUUUCUUUUUGGUCUCUUGAUACUAGAAUAAUAUGCAAAUCAUAACAUGUUUUUUUCUGGUUCAGAUCUUGAAUAUCACUCCUAAAAAUGUGCAUUAAGAUCUGAUUUUAUAAUUUAUUUUUUAAAAACGUAUGCUCGGGCCUGAACACAGUAUUCUUUGGAAGUAUCUGUCCUUGAGAAUUCUGGAGAGAGAUAACAUGCUUGCGGAUCUGUGGCACUUCCUCUCUUGUCAAUUCUUGCGGGAGGAGAGAUUCUAAAGGGAAGGAUUUGUCUGUUAGUUGUGCAACUCUCAUUUCCCUUGUGGCUUUUCCGUGGAAACGCAUAUCCGCUAAACAAGCUUGUUGGAUAACAAGGGGCACUAUCUGUUAAUUUGGGUGUCUGCAUUUAUUUAUUUUUUAAUGCAAAGAAACGCAAGCAGUCUUUUCCAUGGGUGUUUCUGCUUACAGAAUAUUCGCUGACGUCUGAAUAUCGAAGGAGCGGAAGCUUCAAUUCAGGCAUGGUGUUUCACAGUGCAAGGGGAUGUUACAGCCAGGACGCGGGUGGCACUGUGAUCUAAACCACUGAGCCUCUUGGGCUUGCCAGUCCGAAGGUCGGUGGUUUGAAUCCCUGCGACGGAGUGAGCUCCCGUUGCUCUGUCCCAGCUUCUGCCGACCUAGCAGUUCGAAAGCACGCCAGUGCAAGUAGAUAAAUAGGCACCGCUGUGGCGGGAAGGUAAACUGCGUCUCUGUGCACUCUGGUUUCCGUCAUGGUGUCCCGUUGCGCCAGAAGCGGUUUAGUCCUGCUGGCCACAUGACCCGGAAAGCUGCCUGUGGACAAACGCCGGCUCCCUCAGCCUGAAAGCGAAAUGAGUGCCGCAACACCACAGUCGCCUUUGGCUGGACUUAACCAUCCAGGGGUCCUAUACCUUUUAAGGUAAAGGGACCCCUGACCAUUAGGUACAGUCGUGACCGACUCUGGGGUUGCGGCGCUCAUCUCGCUUUAUUGGCCGAGGGAGCCGGCGUACAGCUUCCGGGUCAUGUAGCCAACAUGACUAAGCCGCUUCUGGCGAACCAGAGCAGCACACGGAAACGCCAUUUACCUUCCCGCCAGAGCGGUACCUAUUUAUCUACUUGCACUUUGACGUGCUUUUGAACUGCUAGGUUGGCAGGAGCUGGGACCGAGCAACGGGAGCUCACCCUGUCACGGGGAUUCGAACCGCCAACCUUCCGAUUGGCAAGUCCUAGGCUCUGUGGGUUAAACCACAGUGCCACCAGCGUCCCUCACAGCGCUUUGAAGGACCACAUUGGCCCCUGGUGGAGAAUGCAGGGUGCCACCUGGUGUCAGAAGUGACCCAUGCAGUGGGAGACAGAACCUCGGGAGAGAGUGACCCAUGCGUGCCUGCACUUUGGGCUGGAGCGCAAAGAUUCUUGCAGCGCCAAACUUGCACUGCCCUCCUCUCCUGUGUUUCCCUGUAGCUUGCUCAUUCCCUGAAAGCUUUUAUGCCCAGGCAGUAUCCUUUGGGAGGUGACAGGGCAGUGGAUCUCCUGUCAUACUUGGGACCAGAUCUCUCGGGAGGUGUGCCACCGCUGUCGUGCCGCCUCUGUGAUGAGGAAAGUGGAUGGUGUGGAUCGGGGUCAGCAGCCUUUUUCAGCCGUGGGCCGGUCACCGUCCCUCCAACCAUGUGUGGGGCCGGACUAUAUUUUGAAAAAUAAUAAUGAAGGAAUUCUCAUGCCCCACAAAUAACCCAGAGAUGCAUUUUAAAUAAAAAGACACAUUCUACUCAUGUAAAAAACACGCUGAUUCCCGGACCGUCUGCGGGCCAGAUUGAGAAGGCGAUUGGGCCAGAUCCGGCCCCCUGGCCUUAGUUUGCCUACCCAUGUGCAAGAGCCUAUUCGAACCAGGAAGGGCGGAGUAUAAAUAAAAAUUUAUUAUUAUUAUGCCCAUUCAUUCCAGUGGGUCUACUCUGAGUAGGACUCACACUAGCUACAAACCAUAGCCUUCUUGGGCUUCUUUAGAUGUAGGAAUCUUUUCUGCAGGGGUCAGUAAACUUUUCCAGCAGGGGACCGGUCCACUGUCCCUCAGACCUUGUGGGGGGCCGGACUAUAUUUGGGGGGGGGGAGAAAUGAACAAAUUCCCAAGCCCCAGGUUGCCUAUCCCUGGUGUAGACGCUUGUUCAGCCUCUUUUUAUUUUAUUUUUUGGAAACAGCAACAUCACGUGAUGCUGGAACAGAUAGCCAGCCAUCCCUUGUUUGUCUUUGCUGAUUCUGCUGGGCUGGCUUUCUCCAUACAGGGUGGGUCCCUUUCCUAUCUCCUGAGCACACUAGGCAUGAAGAGACAUGGAUGGAGGCUGACCAGAAAUAGCUGCUCUGUUCUUUAGGGACACCCUCAAGCACAAUCCAUGCACAACACAGCGAAAGGAAGUCAGGGGGAGGAAAGGGGAAGGAAGCAGCUGGGAGAUCUGGCAAGAGAGGCAGGAACUGUUCUGGUCAGGAGAGCCUUCAACAGCCCAGUUUCCCUCCCACCAGCCCUAGCCAAAAUGUGAGGGGUGUUGUAGUGCAUCCAAAGGGCACCAGGUUGGCAAAGGCUGAGUUUCAGCAUUAAACCGCCCCCAUGUUGGGAGGAAGACUCGGAACCCCUGUGAAUGUUUGCAUUUUACAAAAAGUUAAAAUCUGCAUGGCUGUUAUCCCUUAGACUGGCCCUCAGGCUAAUUUGGAAAAUGGGUGAUCUCAGGUGUGGUCUCUGAUUUGCAUCUUUGCAAGCCUCCGAGUAAUAGGACAACACAAUGCCCCCCCCAAAAGGAAGGGGAUCAUUCAAUGGGAAUGUGAAGGCGUUUCAGAGGCCUAAUCCGGUUGGUUUAAUCCGGCCCCCUGUGUCAGUUUAUUUCUUGGGGGGAAAUCCUAAAAAAACUUUGAUAACAUCAAUCCUAAAAAAAAGGUCAAAAACCUUGGUUGGCCCUUUGGUCUACCCUCACGGCCCUUCAUUUCAUCAAAUCUGGCCCUCUUUGAAAAAAGUUUGGACACCACUGCUGUACAGGCUUGCUUGGGCAUAAAGCCUGCUGAGCUUAAAGUGAGCGUUAAACUAUAAGCUAUAAUUCUUGGGAGGCUCUGUAAUACAUUGUGGGAAAUGAGUAACAACUGUCCCAAGGCAUCCAUGCCUUGAGGAGGAGGCCUGUUGCUUCUCUGUCUGAGUGCCUGCUCUGUCCUUGCUCCUUUCCACUCAGCCUUUUGGGGGGGGGUGAAGCCACAAUGUGUGUGUGCAUUAGUUACGCUUGGCCCAGCCAUUCACGGUGCAGAGGCUUGUUCCCAAGGUAGGCAGGCCUUUAUCUCUGAGUGAGCGGCAGCUCUUGGCUUAUGUCCAGUGUUAGAAACUCAGAUAAAUAAGCUAAUUGCCAAAUAGCACCUUAAAGCUAGGUUAUGGUCACCACGAAAUGUCUAGGCGCCUUUCUUUUGCAAUGUGAUUUUUGUGGUGGUGUUCCUCAUUUCAUUUCUAUACCGCUUUAUAAUUCAAAGAAAAAACCUCAAAGCGGUUUGCAACACAUUAAAAGAAUCCGGAAUAAAACAAAUUCAAGCUUCCAGGAAAAUAUUUCAGAGCCUUCUCUAAGUGAUAUUUUGCUUUCCCCAUAUUUAUUUACCUAUUUAAUUUAUAUAGCUGCCCCAUAGCAGAAGUACUCUAGGAAGACAGUCUGGUGCAGUGGUUAGAAUGUCAGAGUAGGGCCUGAGAGGUCGGAGAUUAUUUGCCAGCCUGGAAUUCAGAGAUCUCCACAUGGUCGCGAUUGAACCUGUGCCAGUUGCAAAACGCACCUGGCGCCUGGGGAAUUUCGAACAUUGCUUGUGUCCUGAUAAGAAAGGAUACUCCGACAGUGACCAUAGGCAAUUCUCUACCCCUGCACACUGUACAAACAAAUACCCAAGAGCAAAGGGUAUUCUCAGCUGUAAUUUGUUUUUUAAUAAGCAUGUCCCGGGUAUCAGUAGUCUGGAGUAAAGGGACGCCUGACCAUUAGGUCCAGUCGUGACCGACUCUGGGGUUGCGGCGCUCAUCUCGCUUUAUUGGCUGAGGGAGCCGGCGUACAGCUUCUGGGUCAUGUGGCCAGCAUGACUAAGCCACUUCCGGCGAACCAGAGCAGCGCACGGAAAUGCCGUUUACCUUCCUGCUGGAGUGGUACCUAUUUAUCUACUUGCACUUUGAGGUGCUUUCGAACUGCUAGGUUGGCAGGAGCUGGGACCGAGCAACGGGAGCCCACCCCAUCGCGGGGAUUCGAACCACCGACUUUCUGAUCGGCAAGUCCUAGGCUCUGUGGUUUAACCCACAGCGCCACCCGCAUCCCAGUAGUCUGGAGAGUGCUUAUUAAAUCCCAGGUAUCUUUGAUGCUGCUUUCUUCCCUCUCCUACAGAUUCGCUUUAUUCUGAUCCAGAACCGUGCUGGCAAAACGCGUCUGGCCAAGUGGUACAUGCAGUUUGACGAUGACGAGAAGCAGAAACUCAUUGAGGAGGUUCAUGCUGUUGUGACUGUGCGGGACGCAAAGCACACCAACUUUGUCGAGGUAACGUCUCUGUCCGCUCGCGGCUUUCCUUUGCGUAUGAAGCUGUCGUGCUUUUGCCUUCCGCAGGCCGAACUGGCUUCGGCGGAGGGGAUUGAAGGGCAGAGUCUCUUAGGAUCUUUAGCUGUAACAUGGCUUGCCUGGAAGGCUUGGGUUACCUGCCAUCCUUUGCUGUGUGAGCACCCUCUUGCCUGAUCUCUGUGUUUCUGAGUACAGUCAUACCUCAUGUUACAUUCGCUCCAGAUUGCGCGUUUUCAGGUUGCAUCCCGUGGCGACCCGGAAGUAAUGGAAGGGGUUACUUCUGGGUUUUGCCACUCGCGCAUGCACAGACACACAAAAUGACGUCAUGCGCAGAAGCGGCGAAUUGCGACCUGUGCAUGCGCAGACGCGGGUUGCGUUCUUUUCAGGCUGCAAACAGGGCUCCGGAACGGAUCCUGUUCGCAACCAGAGGUACCACUGUACCAGGUGUCACAAAGUCCUGGAGGCAGCUUCCACUACAGCAUAAAACACCAGCAAAAGCCUCUACAGUGGUACCUUGGGUUACAUACACUUCAGGUUACAGACGCUUCAGGUUACAGACUCUGCUAACCCAGAAAUAGUACCUCGGGUUAAGAACUUUGCUUCAGGAUGAGAACAGAAAUCGGGCUCCGGCGGCGCGGCGGCAGCAGGAGGCCCCAUUAGCUAAAGUGGUGCUUCAGGUUAAGAACAGUUUCAGGUUAAGUACGGACCUCUGGAACAAAUUAAGUUCUUAACAAGAGGUACCACUGUAUCUAUCUGUAUUUAUGCCAGUUAGGAAUUUGAAGGACAAGGGGAAGAAGACACUGCUAUUUACUUAUUGAAAGUAUUUUUUAUCCUGCUCUUUGGCUAAAAAGGCUCUCGGAGCAGUUAAAAAACCACCAGGAUUACAAUCUAAAGUAAUCUUAGAAGUGCAUAUUCUCUGAAUGCCAAACUCUGUUACAAUGGAACCUCGGUUUCUGAACGUAAUCCAUUCCGGAAAACCGUUCGACUUCCAAAACGCCCCAAAACCGAGGAUCAAUGGGCGGUUGGCAAAAUCCAUUGAAAAAAUUGAGAAACGCUUCUCGGAAGCCGUUUGACUUCUGAGGCACGUUCAAAAACGGAAGCAAUUACUUCUUGGUUUUUGGUGUUCGGGUUCUGAAUUGUUCAGCUUCCAAGAUGCUCAAUUCCCUUGCUGAAAACCUAGAGAAAACAAUACUUCAGUGAGUUUUGUGUGCCAACACCGUGCACUUUGUUUGAGACCAUAAAGGAUUUCUUCAGAGCACAAACAAAUCCCUGUUUUACCUGUACGCCAUCAGGUGGAAGCAUAUAAAGUGAUUCAUCUAGAGAUCCGUACAGAAAAGCUGUAUUAAUAUCAUGGUGACUAAUGUGUAGAUUUUCUUCUGCAGCUAGCUUAAGCAUAAGCCUAAUGCUUUCAUAUCUCACUGUGGGUGAAUAGGUCUCGUGAUAGUCUUGACCUGGUACCUGUGCAAAACCUCUGGCUACCAAUCUGGCUUUGUGUCUGACUAUCUUGCCAUUUUGAUCUGUCUUCGCUUUGAAGACCCAUUUGCUUCCAAGCAGUUUCAUUCCUGGAACUACUGGAACUAGCUCCCAUGUUUUGUUCCUUUCUAAGGAAUCAAGCUCAGCCUUCAUGGCAUUUAACCAUGGCUCAGCUUCCUUUGAAUCCAAACAACCAAGGGUCCACUGUACUUGUAUUGACACCUGCAGUUGCACAGCAAGCGAGAAUAAAGACCUUUUUAAUGGGUCAUAGAAUCGUAGAACUGUAGAGUUGAAAGGAACCCCAAAGGCUCUGGUUCGGCCCUCUGCAAUGCGGGAAUCCCAGCUAAAGCAUCCAUGACAGAUGGCCCUCCAACCUCUGCCUAUUGAGGUCAUUUUUGUAUAGUCCUUCAACGCUAGGUGGAUAGCAAUAGGAGGCUUUCCCCUUUCCAGUCUCCACAGUCCUACCCUAACCUGCAAUAGACACCAUCUUGUGCUUCUAUCCAGUGAUCGCUAUUUUCACCACCUUUUCUCUCUCUCUCUCUCUCUCCCCCCCCCCAGUUCCGCAACUUCAAAAUUAUCUACAGGCGCUACGCAGGGCUUUAUUUCUGCAUUUGUGUGGAUGUGAACGACAACAACCUCGCCUACCUAGAAGCCAUUCACAACUUUGUGGAGGUGAGUAGUACCUGCAGGCUUAAGUCUGUGCCCUAAGAAUGCCCACGCGUGUGUGCUUUCACACCCAGGCAUGAUAAGCGAUGCCCCAGCGCAGAUGAGGUGGUAAUUAUUUCUGAACGGUACCACUUUAGACUCUGGGUGGAAGAUUGUGCGAUCAAGUGCUCCCGUGCCUGGUUCCCUGUAACCUCAUUUCUCCCAGUGAGGGAACUUCCAGAAGGCCCUCGGAGAUGGACCUCAGUGUCCGGCUGAACAAUGGGGGUGGAGGCACUCCUUCAGGUAUACUGGGCCGAGGCUGUUUAGGUGUUGGUGUUGACCUUUAAAGCCCUAAAUGGCCUCGGUCCUGUAUACCUGAAGGAGCGUCUCCACCCCCAUCGUUCUGCCUGGAUGCUGAGGUCCAGCGCCGAGGGCCUUCUGGCGGUUCCCUCAUUGUGAGAAGCAAAGCUACAGGGAACCAGGCAGAGGGCCUUUUCGGUAGUGGCACCCGCCCUGUGGAACGCCCUCCCAUCAGAUGUCAAAGCGAUAAACAACUACCUGACAUUUAGAAGACAUCUGAAGGCAGCCCUGUUCAGGGAAGUUUUUGAUGUGUGACAUUUUAAUGUAUUUUUAAUCUUUGUUGGAAGCCGCCCAGAGUGGCUGAGGAAACCCAGCCAUAUGGGUGGGGUACAAAUAAUAAAUUAUUGUUGUUGUUGUUGUUGUUAUAUUAGGGCUUUAGAGGUCAGCACCAACGCUUUGAAUUGUGCUUGGAAACGUACUGGGAGCCAAUGUAGGUUUUUCAGGACUGGUGUUAUAUGGUCUCAGCAGCCACUCCCAGUCACCAGCCUAGCCGCCGCGUUCUGGAUUAGUUGUGGUUUCCGGGUCACCUUCAAAGCUGGACCCACGUAGAGUGCAUUGCAGUAGUCCAAGCAGGAGAUAACUCUUUUCAGUUCUAUGUCCUUUUAUUAAGGGACACGCCAGCAUAGGAGUGGAGUGGCAGAGGGGGUACAAGUGAAAGGGGACUGAGCAGAGAGAUGUCCUCUUGUUCUGUUUGUCUUAUGGCGAGGAGGAGGAUUGAGUGACCUGGGGCAGGAGGCGGGAAGCAACCAGGAGGGGUUGUGUCCAUGGCACGCCUUCAGAAAUUGAAGAUGCCCCCCCAGAAAGUUUUCAACCCCUAUCCCAAUGCAGUGGUACCUUGGGUUACAGACGCUUCAGGUUACAGAGACUUCAGGUUACAGACUCCGCUAAUGCAGAAAUAGUGCUUCAGGUUACGAACUUUGCUUCAGGAUGAAAACAGAAAUCGGGCUCCCAUGGCGCAGCAGCAGCAGCAGGAGUCCCCAUUAGCUAAAGUGGUGCUUCAGGUUAAGAACAGUUUCAGGUUAAGAACGGACCUCCAGAACGAAUUAAGUACUUAACCCAAGGUACCACUGUAUUGUCUAUUCAAAGUGGCAGAGCGGGUGGUGCUGUGGGUUAAACCACAAAGCCUAGGACUUGCUGAUCAGAAGGUCGGCGGUUCGAAUCCCAGCGACGGGGUGAGCUCCCAUUGCUCGGUCCCUGCUCCUGCCAACCUAGCAGUUCGAAAGCACGUCAAAGUGCAAGUAGAUAAAUAGGUACCACUCCGGCGGGAAGGUAAACGGCGUUUCCGUACGCUGCUCUGGUUCGCCAGAAGCGGCUUAGUCCUGCUGGCCACAUGACCCGGAAGCUGUACGCCGGCUCCCUCGGCCAAUAAAGCGAGAUGAGCGCCGCAACCCCAGAGUCGGUCACAACUGGACCUAAUGGUCAGGGGUCCCUUUACCUUUUACCACUGUAUUGUCUAUUCAAAGUGGCAGAGAUAAGGGUCUUUUCCUGAUCCUUUUCACUGGACAUGCCAGAACUGUGCAAAAUUAGCGCUCCACCUCUGAGCUAUGACUGGCCUUGCAAAUGUUAGGCACCGUCCUUGCGCAUGACUGUGGCCCCCCAAAAUCAUGACUCCCUUCCUCCUCCUCUCUUCCCAGGUGCUGAAUGAAUAUUUCCACAACGUCUGUGAGCUUGACCUCGUCUUCAACUUCUACAAGGUGGGUUUUUGUUCCCUGACCCUUUUCCAAUAAGGCAGAACGAGGAAGGAAAACAAACCGCGCUUGUGGAUAAAAAAAGAUUGGGGCUCUUGUGUUAUCUAGCCUGACAAUUCAUAUGCCGUAUGAUUACAGGCGCUGCACAAUGAGCUUAAGAGGUAAAUUCAAUGAAAAACUAACCAUGGGAUUGGAAUUGACUUAAAAGGGCCACUGAAAUAAAAGGGGAAGAACGCCGGUUUGGUACACACUCUUGCCAUCCUUAAAGAAAAGGGGUCUUGUGCUUUGCUAAGUCUGUGCACCUACAUGGGUCAUGUGUUCAUUGUCUCUUUAAUGUUGUUAAAUUAAAUUAAAUUAAAUUAAAGCUGCUAUACCAGCUGCACUGGCUCCCGGUGGAGUGCAGGAUCAGGUUCAAGGUGCUGGUUUUAACCUUUAAAGCCCUCUACGGCCUAAGACCCUCAUACCUACAGGACCACCUCUCCUGGUAUGUCCCACGGAGGACCUUACAGUCUUCAAACAAAAACAUCUUGGAGGUCCCAGGCCACAGAGAGGUUAGGCUGGCCUCAACCAGAGCCAGGGCUUUUUUGGCCGUGGCCCCGAUCUGGUGGAACGCUCUGUCACAAGAGACCAGGGCCCUGCGGGACUUGACAUCUUUCCGCAGGGCCUGCAAGACGGAGCUGUUCCACCAGGCCUUUGGCCAAGGCGCCGUCUGACCCCCUCCUUCGGUACUCCUCACAGAACUCUAGCCCAAUGGUUGCCAUGAAUUUGAUUUUGAAUUGAUUUUAAAUUGAAUUGAUUUUAGAAUGUUGUGUUACUUUUAUUGUUGUUAGCCGCUCUGAGCCCGGCUUCGGCUGGGGAGAGUGGGAUAUAAAUAAAAUUUUAUUAUUAUUAUAAAACUAAAAUAAAUACCGUAUUUUUUGCUCUAUAAGACUCACUUUUUCCCUCCAAAAAAGCAAGGAGAAAUGUGUGUGCGUCUUAUGGAGCGAAUGCAGGCUGCGCAGCUAUCCCAGAAGCCAGAACAGCAAGAGAGAUUCCUGCUUUCACUGCGCAGCGAUCCCUCUUGCUGUUCUGGCUUCCGAGAUUCAGAAUAUUUUUUUUCUUGUUUUCCUCCUCCAAAAACUAGGUGCGUCUUGUGGUCUGGUGCGUCUUAUAGAGCGAAAAAUACGGUAAUUGAGGAAAAUGCUGUUUCUGAGACAGUCAGGGCACAGCGCCAGCAAAGAAUGGGGCAGGGUGACCUGCUGGUGCCAGCCCUGCCCACAAGGUGGUGUUAGACAGCUGCCUAAGGCUGCACUUUAUGAAGUUGUAUCUGAUUCAGUGGCCGCUGAAAGAAGCUUCUGUGUUCCUGGCCUCGCUUCUGGCACCUCGAGAGGAGGAGCAGAGAGGGGGUCAAGGAAGGGUGAGGCCUAGGAGUGAGACAUCCAACAGUGAUGGGACUUGAGACGUACCCAGCCUGCAAAAGGCCAAAUUUCCCUGCCAGCUGGAGGCCUAGAAUUCAUGCACCGCAAGGAGUGUGGAGCAAGGAAGAGCUUCCAAGGGGAGGAAAGGCCUUGCUGUGGAGUAGGAGGCAGGAAGAGGGGCCCAGUCCGGACGUUCAGGAAGCUGCAACCAGCUGGGCAAAACCUGGACCUUGCUGGUACCUCCCCGGUGGGUGGGGUUGGAGCAGUGUUGGGUCCUGCACUUGGGCCAUCUGCUACCAGAGGGUGGCUCUGCCUUGCGCCCCUUAAUAAUAAUAAUAAUAAUAAUAAAGUUAUUGUUUAUACCCCGCACAUCUGGCUGGCUUUCCCCAGCCACUCUGGGCAACUUACAACGUACAGUGGUACCUUGGUUCUCAAAUUUAAUCCGUUCCAGGAGUCUGUUCGACUCCCGAAAGGGUUUGAAAACCCAGGUGUGGCUUCCAAUUGGCUGCAGGAGCUUCCUGCACUCAAUUGGAAGCCGCGGCGGACGUUCGUCUUCUGAAAAACGUUCGCAAACCGGAACACUCACUUCCAGGUUUGCGGUGUCCGGGAGCCAAGCAGUUCAGCUACCAAGGUACCACUGUAUGUAAAAAAUAGCAAAAUACAGUGGUACCUCAGGUUACGGACGCUUCAGAUUACAGACGCUUCAGUUUACAGACUCCGCUAACCCAGAAAUAGUACCUCGGGUUAAGAACUUUGCUUCAGGAUGAGAACAGAAAUUGUGAGGCUGCAGCGGGAAGCCCCAUGAGCUAAAGUGGUGCUUCAGGUUAAGAACAGUUUCAGGUUAAGAACAGACCUCCAGAACGAAUUAAGUUCUUAACCCAAGGUACCACUGUAUAAAACAUUAAGAACUUCCUUUGCUCCCUUUUGGAAAGGUGGCAGAGAAGUCCAGACACAUGUUGCUUUGGAUUCUUUAAUAAUAAUAAUAAUAAUAAUAAUAAUAAUAAUAAUAAUAAUAUCUUUAUUGUCAUUGCCCCCUUCGGGGACAACGAAAUUUCCAGGGGAUCCCGCACAGCGCCCCCUUUCUAAGAGGAGGAACGCAUUUAUUUUCUCUGCAGGUUUACACCGUAGUAGACGAGAUGUUCCUAGCCGGCGAGAUCCGAGAGACCAGCCAGACGAAGGUCCUGAAGCAGCUCCUCAUGUUGCAAUCCUUGGAAUGAGGAGCGGAGAAGUAGAUCGCCUCGGAUCUCCCCCCUGGCAAGAUCCUGCCGCUACCCCCCCCCCCAGGGCUCAUCUCUCUUCACCCCGGUCCCCUGAAUCAGUGACUUGCCCAGAGCAAAUUUUUGCCACUUAACCUGUAGCUGGGGGUUUGCGGGAAGCGAGGGGGACAUCUUGAAUUGGCAUUCCUAGUUCGGAUUCCUAGCCACGCUUCCUUCUGCAUGGGCUGAACAUGCGAAGGGGGCGGAGAGGCCGCUGGUUGGGGCUGGGUUGCUUUUCUGGAAAAAGGUGGGAGUGGGGAAGUGGAGAUAGCUGGCGUCACCCCACCCUCCCCGUGCUACCAUCCCAACACAACAUUCUGUCUCUGCCCUUCAAGUCACCAGCCUGCUGCCCCCCCGCACCCCGUCCAUUCACAUAAGAAAAAAACGUGUUGUGCCGCGUCUGCCGUAGAAGAGGGACCAUAAGUGUGUGUGAGUGUGCGUGAUGAGUGUUUGUACUGCCAGUAAAGUGAUGUACCGAUUAAAUAAAGCAUCUAUGGGACACUUAAACCCCCACCAAGAG
This is a messenger RNA of Podarcis lilfordi (Lilford's wall lizard), 14943 nucleotides long. The record is from the annotation of a GenBank genome assembly. Lineage: Eukaryota; Metazoa; Chordata; Lepidosauria; Squamata; Lacertidae.